Molecule: messenger RNA, 1251 nt
Organism: Fusarium pseudograminearum CS3096
Lineage: Eukaryota; Fungi; Ascomycota; Sordariomycetes; Hypocreales; Nectriaceae
Exons: 2
Coding region: 1-1251 (416 amino acids)
Molecular function (GO): protein binding
Source: RefSeq, a predicted model, not a curated record
AUGGCAGAAGUCGCAGCAGGUGCUCUCGCUGUAGAGCAGGUCGUCUCAACUGGCCUUCAGGUCGGCGCAGCAGCAACAGUCGCCAAACCUACACAACCACUCACGGCAGUCUUGACUCAGAUUGCUAAAACUCCAGAAGAGGAUGACUCCCUCUCUCUUGCUCGGUCUCACCACUCAGUGACAGUCAUCAAUGACAAAGCUUACAUCUUUGGCGGCAAGAAGGACGACGGCAAACUAUGUAACAACGACGUCCAUGCGGUUGCUAUUCCAGGAGAGGAUCAAGUCCAGGGUCAAGGCGAGUAUGCGUGCUACCCAGCUGUAGGUGACGAAGGACAUAUCCCUCCUCCACGAAUCAACCAUGCGGCAUGUGCACGUCGCGACACCCUCAUUGUAUUUGGCGGUCAGAACGCAGAGGGCCAUGACGCGGACGAUGAAUUCACAAUUUGGGAAUGGGAACCUAAAGCGGCUCGAUGGUCGGCGAUAGAGGCAGCUGGAAAAGCGCCUCAGUCCAGACACAGUCAUCAGAUCUUCUAUGAUGCCAAGAAGGAUAACCUGAUUCUACAUGGUGGCUACGAAAACGAGCAGCGAUCAACAGGUACCUGGCUUUUCGAUUUCACGACCCGUCUAUGGCAUGUUCUACCAGAUGCACCAGCUGCACCUCUCGCUUCACAGUUCGUCGAAGGUACUCUGUACUCCAUCAGCGCCGAGUCAGACAUUCAUGGAUCAGUUCACUACAUCAAGACUGGUUUCAUCCAGGAUGAGUCACUUGACCAACUCCCCGAGUGGACAACCGUUGACUUCCCCUCGAACCCUAUUGUCCCAGGUCCUCGGCCACGUGUGGGCGGUGCCUUGAUUGCCGCCACCACAGGCCAUGGCCGUCGAUACCUCCUCUACCUCCUCGGCAGCCGCCAGGACGCCGAGUUAGCAUCCGCAGACGAGUCCUAUACAGAAGACCACCCUUUUUACUCCGAUAUGUGGUCACUACAGCUACCCUCGGAUGAAUAUAGUGCUACGCGUGUGAAGGAUGCCAUCCGAGGUGUGAUCCCUGGCGUCCAAACUGGCGCUUUCAGCUGGCAUGAGCUUGAGAUUGCACCGGCAGAGAUGACGCAGGAGGCUGGAAAGGUUCAUCCUGGACCGAGAGGGUUCUUUGGGGCGGAUAAGUGCUUGGACGGAAGGGGAGUCUUGAUGUGGGGUGGUGUAAAUGCAAAGGGAGAGACUGAGUCUGACGGCUGGCUUUUGAAGGUUUCCUAA